GCCAGGUAACAGCGGGAAAUAUGCACACAUCUGCCUAUCGAUAACCUACGUGCACUUUAAAGACCUGCAGGGAUAAGACUGGGCAAAGAGACCUUGGUCCAUUAUAGAAACGACUGCAGACUUUCCACUGAAGUCUGCCAAAGAAAUUGUACUUCUCGUAAAUGAUACACUCGGGGCAACAAGUGAAACAUUUAUAUUACACCAAGCAAUGGAAUAGAGUGGGAUGUCAAAAAAUUCUACAAUCAUCACCUUCAUCUUUUGUUCCCUCAAGAAGUAUGUUUAUUCAAACCCAGGACACGCCAAACCCGAACAGCUUGAAGUUUAUCCCUGGCUGCCCGGUGCUGGAAUCAGGAACCAUGGAUUUCUCUGCGCCCCGCAGUGCCUCCUGCUCCCCGUUGGCAAGGCAGCUGUUCAGAAUUGAUGGAGUGAAGGGAGUUUUCUUUGGGCCUGACUUCAUCACCGUCACCAAGGCAGGUGACAACGUGCAGUGGAAGCUCCUCAAACCAGAUGUGUAUGCCACCAUCAUGGAUUUCUUUGCAUCGGGUCUUCCUGUGGUGACAGAUGAAGCUCCGUCUUCUGAUACAGCUCCUUCAGAGGAAGAUGAUGAAGUUGUAGCCAUAAUUAAAGAAUUGCUGGACACCAGAAUUCGGCCCACUGUUCAAGAGGACGGGGGUGACGUGAUUUACAAAGGGUUUGAGGAUGGUAUUGUGAAGCUGAUGUUGCAGGGUUCCUGCACCAACUGCCCCAGCUCCCUCGUGACAUUGAAGAGUGGAAUUGAAAACAUGCUGCAGUUCUAUGUCCCAGAGGUGGAAGGUGUUGUACAGGUUGCAGAUGAAGAAAAUGAAACUGAAGUUUUGUGAACUGUUCCUAAGUCCAGACACUUGCCUGAUAAUCUGAUCACAAUAUGCCGAUCUAGAGGCUGCCGGCUGUCUUUGUGCACCUUCACCAAUGUGUUACAAAACUAUUGUAAUAUAUUUUGCAAUAAAUAAUUUUAAGCUUG
Pristis pectinata (smalltooth sawfish) is the source of this 1000-nucleotide messenger RNA. RefSeq names its product NFU1 iron-sulfur cluster scaffold homolog, mitochondrial-like. NCBI's taxonomy places the organism in Eukaryota, Metazoa, Chordata, Chondrichthyes, Rhinopristiformes, Pristidae. The transcript is spliced from 8 exons. Gene Ontology annotation, biological process: iron-sulfur cluster assembly. Gene Ontology annotation, cellular component: mitochondrion. The record is from RefSeq and is a predicted model, not a curated record. The coding region runs from base 162 to 860 and encodes 232 amino acids. Gene Ontology annotation, molecular function: iron-sulfur cluster binding; iron ion binding.